Molecule: messenger RNA, 2471 nt
Organism: Hylaeus anthracinus
Lineage: Eukaryota; Metazoa; Arthropoda; Insecta; Hymenoptera; Colletidae
Exons: 7
Coding region: 248-1690 (480 amino acids)
Biological process (GO): thiamine metabolic process; thiamine diphosphate biosynthetic process
Molecular function (GO): thiamine diphosphokinase activity; ATP binding; thiamine binding
Source: RefSeq, a predicted model, not a curated record
GCAACCGUGACUAUGUUCAAAACAGUCCGUAUGAACUGUAUAUUGUGUUUGUAAAUAAAACGUAAAGUGACCUUUGAUUAGGAAAAAAUACCAAAUUUGCGCAAUUUGUUAAUUGUACAAAAUACGUAACAAAUGCUUCGAAUUAAAAAACGAAACUUCAAGCAAGUGUUAAAAGGGGAAACUACGUGGCAAAGAAAAAUUAUUUCAAACUCCAAUUAAAUAGAAGGCAACCGCUGAACCGGCAAAUAUGAAAACUGAAAUCUCAUGGAAACGUCGUUUUCUUCGAAAAAAAUUGAAGUAUACAUUAAUCUGCGUGUUCGUAGCCGCUAUUAUUUUCGUUGCUCAUCAGUUAUUUUAUUUUAAACAACUUAACCAAGCAAUCGUAGGCAAAUUAAUUAGUGGCUCUGUACGAACACCUAAUUACAUUGUUACUGGUAAAGUGGACUCGAAAUGGAAUGAACCAUUGCAUUCCAAGCUUCUUCGUGAUAAGGAUGGUAGAAUUGUAUCAUUACGUGGUACACGUGAUCAAGAUAUUUCAAAAUAUUUGCCAAAUGCGCGUGGAAAAUUUGUUUGUUUUACUUCAAAGACAGAGAUAGACUUCUCUAAAAUUAAUGACAAUUAUUGUGAUUGUCCUGUUGAUGGUAGCGAUGAGCCUGGCACCAAUGCAUGCAAUAAUGGUUUCUUUAAUUGUGAAAUCUCGUCUACACAAUUUACAGUGAAGAUACCAUCAUACAAAGUUAACGAUGGAUACUGUGACUGUUGUGAUGGAUCCGAUGAAUGGGCAGAAGUUAAGUUAUCGCACUUAAAUAAUGUUUCAAGAACAUUUAAAACAAGUCUAAUAAUGCAAGAUGUUGAAGAUUUAAAUAAAACAGUAUGGGAUCCCCUUGAAAUAUUUAAUUGUUCCUCUCGUUACAAGUAUGCCGUAGUCAUAUUGAACAGUCCCCUUUUGUGGAAAAAUUACAUUUUGUUUCAAAUUUGGGAAAAAGCUCAGAUUAAAGUUACUGUUGAUGGUGGAACUCAAAGGUGGUUACACUAUUUAGAAAAGCAGGGUAUAGAUCUACUAACUGGAAAAUAUAAUGAAUACAUGCCAAAUUUAAUUACUGGUGAUAUGGAUAGUUGUUCACCUACGGUUCUCGACAAGUUAAAAUUCAUGGGACCAACGAUUGUAGAGACACCUGACCAGAAUCAUUCGGAUUAUACAAAAGCUCUACUUCAGUUAGAUGAAUAUGUCAGCAAUGAAAAUAUAAAUUUAAAGGCAGUGUAUGUGUUCGUAGAGUCUUCAGGACGAUUUGAUCAUAUCCUAGGAAAUAUUAACACGCUUUAUAAAAGCGAUAAACUUAUCAGACACGUUCAGAUUAUUCAUGUUGCCAGCAAUUCGUUAACUUGGAUUUUAAAGCCAGGUUUUCAUAGUAUAAGGAUUCCGGAUAUUUUGGUGCAAAAUAAUAGCUGGUGUGGACUUUUACCAAUUGGUGCACCUGUUAAUUGUAUAACAACAACUGGUUUAAAGUGGAAUUUAAAUAAUGCAACUAUGCAGUUUGGAGGUUUAGUAAGCUCUUCGAAUACAUAUGAUAAUUGUUCUGAAGUAACCAUUGAUACAGAUUCACCAGUGAUAUGGACUAUGGGUAUCAAACCACUUGUAGAAAACAUGGAUAGUCAUGGAAUAUUAACAUUUAAUUCAGAUCCUCAUUAGAAAAUGACAAUAUAUUUAACACGAUUUUUAUUAUAUUAAUUAGUUUUCAAUACAUGCAGUACCUGAGGUUUUUGCCACAAUAUUAAAAAUUUUACUUGCAAGAAGCACAAUAUUAACAUAAUUUAAUCUCAGAAUUAACAUGUUCACUACAGCGGUGGCAUAUGUAUCUUGUACUGGAUUUUCCCUCAUUGCGUGCUAAAAUAGUAUUUUCAUCAUUUUUCCACUAUUUUUAUUGAAAUUUUCUAAUCUACAGGCAUACAAUUUGCAUUUUAUCGUUAAAUGUGAAAACGCAGUGCGGACAGUAAUCGAUCCGUACUGUUAAAUACUAAUUAAUGAAAAAAGCUACAGCAGUGAACGUGUUGACACAUUGCGGAUCAGAAAUUUUAUUUCUAACCAUACCUAGUGGUCGGGCGACGUAAUAUGAAAGACAAGAUAUCUAGUCAGCCGUCCGCAAUGUGUUAAGUAUAGUUGAUAUGUAAAUAAUUUACAAAAAUGUUGUUCGAUUGUUAUAAUAACAUAUUCAAUAUGUUAGUUAAGAGAAUCUAAUGGUACAUAUUAUCUACUGUAAGCAAGAUUUUAGAAGUUUAAUAUUCCUCACUUCGAAGAAACCCCGAGAAUCUUAUGUAAUAAUUUUUGCUUGCUAUAGGUGAGUCAAACGUAAUUAUUCGCUGAAAGUUAUCAUGUAGAUAUUCUUGAUAUACACUUAUAUACCUCGAUAUACAAGUAUUUACAAUUACAUGCUCUCUAUAUCAUCAAUAAAUAUAUAAUUAUUUUAUUAAAA